UCCAGACUCAACUCCACAUCAAUCUUGCCCGCCAACGUAAACCAAAGCGCUUUCCAAUUAGUUGCAAUCGGCAACUUUCUUCUUUUAUUCUAUCACGUCACUGAAUUGUCAAAAAUCUAGACAGCUGAGAGAUAUUAUGCUGUCUUCUUUGGAUAAUUUUAUCCAGGCCAUCGCCUUUGGACACGCGAGGCGGGAUGUGCAGCGAUAUCUCGAUGCGGCGACUCGCACUUCGGUUCGCCAUGACUUGACGGAAAAACUUGCGUCACAACUGAGAUUCAAGGAGCGAGAGCAUCUCCGUACGACUUUUGACAAGCACGCCGUCGACAUAUCUGGUGGAAAACAUUGGACCGAGCAAAGCUUUUGCGACCAGAUUCGAUCAAGCUACCAGGAUACCGUCAUCUCUGAGAACGCCAUCAAGCUACUCUGGAGAAGUUUUCUUUUCUACGCCAACCACCCUUUCUCCUCUUCCCCUUGUCUACGGCCUCAGGACGCGCUUGUGGACUUUGAACAGUUCAAGCUUGCCGUGCUCCUGACCGUCUUUCAGCGCGACAGGAUGCUUGGCACAUUGGACGAUGCAAACGUAUAUUGGCGCGAGGAUGGUGCUCUACGCAACCGGCAAUCCGGGUUCGACCGCAUGUUCAGCAGUCUAGUGUGCAACGCGACUGAUCCGGGCGGCGAGAAGCCAGAGCAGCUCAAGGAGGGUUUUCCAAGCGCAAUGAGCGAUGCUAUGGAUGUUCUGGUCAUGGCAGCUCCGGCACAUAUGCACUCACUUCCCACAGAGCAGCAUCUUCUGCCGACGGUGCAGAGGCUGUUUGCGAGCAAAGAUGGGAUCCCUGCGGUACAGCGUGGACAGGAAGUUGGGCGGUCCGAGGUACAAACCUUGAUGGACUUGCUGCUGCGCUUGCGUGUGCGCCAGAGUGGAAAGGCAUGGGGAAGUGAGCCACGUUUGUAUCCCGGCGAUCUUCUUGAGGCCAGCUCCGGAGACUCGGGCCUGACAAAGGCACUGGUGAACACACUAAUGGGGACCGACCGCAUCGACGGAACUGUGACGGUUCGACAGCUGUCGGGGGCGGCAGCUGGUCUAAUGCCUAAUCUUGUACUGCGUUUCCAAGAGCUCUGGGCGGUUCUCUUUCAGCCUGCUGAAGGCACAGAAGAGAAGAAGCCACCCACUGGGGAGUCUCGACUCUCUCAACUCGGCGCCGGAAUUUCACUGUUUGCGCCGACUGUCGAUACAAGCAGGGUCGGCAGCCUGGAUCACAAAGAAAAGGACACGCGAUUCAUCCUACAGGCAUCAGCUCAAAGCAACUCGGACAUUCGGGAUACCACAAUGAAUCGUGUGGUAGAAGCCACCUCGGGAAGUUCCUCUGGGCAUGUCAUUUUGUUCACCACGAGCGCAGAGAAGAGUGCGUCGAAAACGGUCAUGGGCGGGUACUUUCCUAGCCCCGAAAAGGGGCUUCCUCAUGUCCUCUUCCAGCUCCAGUCAAACUUGCGCGUCUUUCGCUCGAGGAAGACAGGUAUACCCCUUGGCAAACUCACCAAAUCCGAACAAGAGCAAGGUGCAGACUGUAAAGAAGAGGCAUCAAGCCCACGAUACUGGAUAGGCGACUCUGCCGGGGCCCUGAGCACAGGAAUCCGGGUUGACCCCGACACAACAGCCACUCUUCUCCUGGGUGAGGGUAGCUAUUACAUGGAUAUGGACGCCUCGCGUGCUGCUCGCGGCGGUAAAACACAGCAAGUCGUGAUUCAGGAUGCAACGAUGGAGGUUUAUGCAGUCGCCAAUGCCAGCGUCACCGGUGAUAAGCAGACAGAAUGAGUUGCAUGAGCUCAUGAUCAGAUCAUAAGGAGAUCCCGAGGCUUAAAGGGAUAAAGUUACUUUGUGUUAAUGUGAUAGUUUAGGAAUGUAUCCCUGACCAUUUUUCUUGAACUAUACGUUUCCUUCCCCGAAGGACCCGAGUUCGCACAUCUAGGACACGCUGUGUACACUUUGCAGUAUACUACUUUUUAUUCCGUACCAAUACUCAUUGACAAAAGGCAAUGGCCAUUUCACU
Molecule: messenger RNA, 2048 nt
Organism: Pyricularia oryzae 70-15
Lineage: Eukaryota; Fungi; Ascomycota; Sordariomycetes; Magnaporthales; Pyriculariaceae
Exons: 4
Coding region: 137-1813 (558 amino acids)
Source: RefSeq, a predicted model, not a curated record